Molecule: messenger RNA, 6718 nt
Organism: Haliotis rufescens (red abalone)
Lineage: Eukaryota; Metazoa; Mollusca; Gastropoda; Lepetellida; Haliotidae
Exons: 33
Coding region: 177-4760 (1527 amino acids)
Biological process (GO): protein polyubiquitination
Cellular component (GO): ubiquitin ligase complex; nucleus; cytoplasm
Molecular function (GO): ubiquitin-ubiquitin ligase activity; calcium ion binding
Source: RefSeq, a predicted model, not a curated record
AUAGAGAGUAGGGAGUUUGCUCGGGGAAACCCCAUGUUACCUUGACGUGGUGAUGUUAUCUGAGACAUUACCAUUACCAAUACAUGUGCAAUGGACAGUUGAUACAAGUGACUGUAAAUUGACGACAGUGCACUCGAGGUUUGAAAAUCAAAUCUAUCUGUUGGAGCCGUUUAAGAAUGUUUCGGUUUUUACUGGUAGUAACUUUGGUCACUGUGGUGACAGUGUGCUUUGAUGAUGAAGGCUGGAUGGAGGCUGAUGAUGGAGAUGACAUUGGCCUGGCAGACAUGUUGAAUGAGGAGGACAUUCAGGCAGUUCUGAAAAAGUAUGACAUAGAUGAUAAUGGAGAGCUGAGUGUGGAAGAACUGGACUUGGGAAGGGCGGACAUUUCAGCUGUUGUGAAACGGAAACAGAAGGAACAAAGACAGGAUCAUAGAGAUACCAUUGACAGAGCAGAUGAUGAGCCAGAGAAGCCUGAUGGAGCUGUUCUUGAAGAGAAGGAGAAGAGUACCACCAGCUAUAUAUUGUUGUCUGUGAUUGGUGGAGGUGUGGUGCUGGUACUGGCUGUGGGAGUGAUGAAGAGGCAGCAGACAGCAGCUUCUACCCCGAUGUCUCCAGAAACUCAGAGAUUACAUUUGAGGAAAAGGGAAGACUGGCUUGACAAGAUAUCCAGUCACAAUGUGGCACACAAGCAACAGGAAAAUGUGAUCAAUUUAAAGCAAUCCACACCAUUAUCUACAAAAAAUGCAAAAAGCAAAGCACAAAAAUCAAAACCUGACCUAGUUCAUUCAGAUGAAAAACAAACAAUACAACACUCUGAACACACUGUCACAUUAAACCCAGAAUUACAAACUGACCAAAACAUUGAGAAGAGUGAAAACAAAUCUGAUCAGUUAAAGUCAGGUGUACAAACAGAUCAGCGUGCAAGUGUGUCUUCCCAGUCCAAGACGAAAGUGUGCAGCACUCCUACAGACACGGCACAGACAUCUGAUCAGUCUCAGCAUAAUCAGGGGGAGAGACUGGGAGGAAAACAAGAUGAACCAGCAGAUGGAGCCACUGAUCUACAAGUAGCUGGUGAUGACUGGAAAGAGGACUUGUGUACCGAAGGACAAACAGCACAAGCACAGAAAGCACAAGCAAUGAGAGGACUAUCAACAUCAAACAAGAGUAAUUUGCGACAAUUCCUGUCCAAUGUUCUUGACUCUACCAUUGACCUCAGCACCACUAGGAAGACCAGAUACAGUCUGGGAAGUCUUACCAUCAAUGCUAAGGAUGUCCCCGAGAAGCCUGAUGGCAUCCCAGCAUUCCUGGCCGAAAUCAUGAAGAAAAUAGUUCCCCGUCAGAUUAGUCGCAUCAAGUAUGUUGUGAAGUGCUACAGCAGUUGUGAGGAGUUCCAGAGUCACUUUAAUGACCAACUGGUGACCGCUGCCUGUGAGUGGCUGAAACAGUACAGUGUUGGGGUCAUCAUGGACAACCUCAAGUCAGAGUCAGCUAAUGCAGAGGAUGACGAUCUGUGGUCUGACUAUGGCAAUACACAUGUCGCAAGUGAGGCUGUGAAGUUCCUGUUGUGUGUGACGGGUUGGUCGGAGGACAGUGUGCAGGUGCCUGCAAGCUUGUUGUCAAGGUUGCUGCAGCAAAGUGAGGACGCUGUAGGUGCUGCCAAGGGAGAUAACUCUGUCCUCUUCCUGACUGUAUUGCUGCAAGCGGCCGGACAACAACUGUCCAAUGUGGACAGGAUGGAUGAAGUGAUUCUCAGGGAGGGCAAGACACUAAGAGCUCUGGAAAUACUGCUUGAUAAUGGGACUGCGGGAGCUGUUUUAGCCAUUGCUCUAGAGAAGGAAGUGACAGAGGCUGCCCAGGGACUGGGCAAUUACUUUGAGAAGUCAUCACUGUUUGGUCCCCUCCUGGCAGUGUCCACGGUGCCAACCAAGUUCCAACAGAAACGCCAGAUCACCUUGACAGGGAAUGCAGCGUCACCAUUCACAUCUAUGAGGGGGUUCCCCAGAGUUACCGAGGCAGAUCUCCAUCUUGUUGAAUCAGCAAUCCAGGAGGGACUUCAUCGUUGUUGGAAUGUGGUGUACAACGCUCUGAAGAAAGUUGUAACCUCCAGAGCGUCGAGGGAGCAGGGCCUGUCCUGGAUCGCCAGUGUCAUCAACCUGAACGAGUUACGCACUUCAGCCCUGCUACAGAAUGAUUCGCAGGUUCAGGCCUGCUGCACUGAUGCCUACAUGAUGAACUUCUGUGGGAUGCUGCUGGAGUUCUUCCUGCCCAUCUACAGUGACAAGGCCAAGCUGGACAAGAUCAACCUGGGAUAUUCCACGUCAGAGGCGUGUCGGCUCAACUACGACUUUGAGACAUGUCUCGCUGGGGGACAGAUAGUGAGUGACAAAUCUCAAGAGCGAGAAGUGGGCACUGUCCCAGAGGAUCUACAGUCCCAACACAACUUCAUCACAGAAUGCUUCCACUUGAACCAGAGAGCCCUCAGUGUAGGCGUCCUACCUACCAUCACACACUACAACAGGAUGCAGAGAGACCUGCAGUUGAAAAUGGAGGCUGUAAAGGGAAGCAAUCUUGAAGAGGAGGUACGCAACCAGCAUGUUUUGCUGACGCUGAUGUGGGAUGCCUGUCUGUGUGACCAAGAACUUGUCCGUAGUGUCACAAUGUUCUAUCUCUGUCAGGCUCAACUACUGCAGAAUCUUUUGAAGGUAGCUGGAGAGGGAUCAUGUAAGGAGGAGGAGAAAGUGAAGGCAGAGAAGAAAGCUUUUGCCAUGAUACCAGAGUUCUGUGUGAAGGAUAUGGCCAUCUGGUUCCGGUUUGUCGCCACCCAUGCAGUCCAUGUCCACAAGGGAAUUCUACAGGGUCUUUCAAUCUCAACCUUUGUUGACUGCUGUGUGAGUCUUCUGGAGAGGCCUGACCUCAUGCCUGGUCCUAUCCCUGCCAGUAAGAUGGUCUCCUGUUUGCUCCAGUUUGUCAACUCAUCUAAAAGGCAAAGUUCAAGAGGAUGGGGCUCCGGUCUGAUGUCUGACCUGGCUGCGAUGGUGGAGACAUGUCCAUCUGUACAGAACCAGCUGGGCCCAGCUCUCCUCAGAACCUAUGUCAGCGUUGACGUCGUUGAGGGCCUGGAUGUGGACAAGGAUGAGUUUGACAAAUACUCGGCAAGAUCUGAGAUUGGCAAACUGAUCGAACACCUGUGGAGGAGGGCUGAUUGCCGGACAUCCAUCGUCCAGCAGUGUGAGAAGGAGAUAUUUCAGAACUUCCUGGGAGCCAUCCUAGACACACUACUGUACAUGCUCCACGACAGUCUCUCCCGGCUUGCCAACAUCAAGAAGAUUGAAGUGGCCAAACAGAAUGAACCUGAGUGGAAUGCUCUGUCUCUGCAGGAGAAGAAGGACAAGGAACACUUCCUGAAGAGCGAGGAACACGUAGGGAAAGGAUUCAUGGCCAUGGCUAACCAGACUCUGGAGUUUAUUGACUUGUUGACGAGAGCGGAGGAGGUGGCGAGAUGCUUCACACGACAACCACUAGCCAAGAGAGCAGCGUCAGUGAUCUGUGGGUUCUUAGAAUCUCUAUGUGGAUCCAAAGCAAAGGAUUACAAGGUGAAAGACUUUGAGAAAUACAACUUCAGUCCACAACAGCUACUGUUGCAAAUUACAACAAUCUUACUGAGAAUUGCCCGUGAGGUGUCUACCUCAAAGGACAACUUCCUGGUGAACGUGGCAACUGAUGCUGAGUUCGAUGCCAGUAAUCUGGACAAGGCCCUCUCUGUCAUCAGCUCCAAGGGCCUGGCAGAGGAGGACAGUCUCCAGCAGUUCCAGCACCUCAUACACCAGUUAAGGCAGCUCCAUGAGGAGACGAGGUCGGAUGAGGUGGUGGCCUCCGAUGAGCUGAGCGUUGUGAAGGAGCUGGAUGGUGUGGCAGUGGACCAGGACCAGGUGCUGGAGGUGUACACCCGCUGUAUGACAGGCUGCCGCUUCCUCACAGCAGACAUACAGGAAAGUCACAGCUACCUGAGUAACUUGCAGAGUCUUGAUCCUAGGUCCCCGAAGGUGAAGGUUCUGAUGAAAGAGAUGAAGCAGCUACAGCAGAAUUUGCCCGUGCACCCGAAUGCCGCCAUCUUUGUUGUACAGGAGGAGGAGCGUAUUGAUGUGAUGCGAGCGCUGGUAACGGGGCCCGUUGGGACACCCUACAGUCUGGGUUGUUUCGUGUUUGACAUCUACUUCCCCGCCAGCUACCCAAACAGCGCCCCGCUGGUGAAGAUCAUCACCACGGGAGGCGGAAGUGUCAGAUUCAACCCCAACCUGUACUCUGACGGCAAGGUGUGCCUGAGUUUACUGGGCACAUGGCAUGGGGGUGAUGCCAGUGAGAAGUGGAACCCUGCCAAGUCCAGCAUCUACCAGGUGCUGGUGUCGAUACAGAGCCUCAUCCUCAUCCCAGAUCCCAUGUUCAACGAGCCCGGCUACGAGGGGAUGAAGGGCAAGACAGAGGGAGACCGUCAGAGCACGGCCUACAACUGGAAGAUCCGACUCAACACCCUGAGACAUGCUGUGCUGGGACAGCUAAGAAACCCUCCACCUGGCUUAGAGAAGGUGAUUCGCCAACAUUUUGCAGUUCAAAAGGAUUGUGUGUUGAGGCAGUGUAGGGACUGGCUGGCAGAGUGCCAGGAUGAGGAUCAGGCCAAACGACUAAGGCAGCUAGUUACUGCCAUAUAUGCACAACUCCAACAACUGCAGGUUGAGGAGGAGGAAGAGGAGGAUGCAGAUUAGGAGGAGGAAGAGGGUGGAUGGUGACUGGUGGAACAAUGGAUAGUGGGAUGGCUGUUGUGGUUGGGUGUAAUCAAGGUCAAGGGUCGGCCUAACUUCAUUCUUCAUUAGCUCUGUCAACAGGGGAUUAAGCUAGGGUCUUCCAGCCUCAUCUUUGGGGAAUAUAUAGGAAUUGUUUGCAUACGGUACUUUUUGAUAGCAAUGUAAAUGGGGUUGAGAUGAUUGAUUGUAGGGACCUGUUUCAAACCCUACCUGUUUCAAUGCUACUGUUUCUGUGCUGGUUCAAUAUCUACAAGACAUGGUGGACAGCUUAAGAAUGAGUAUCUUCACUGUGUUUGAAAUUGCCAGAUUGAGGGAGCUGAACCCUGGCAUGUAUGUUUCUCCUAAUAGUGACAUUAUAUUGUGCUCAAAUCAUUAGGAAUUUAGUGUGUUGUCUUUAAGUCCCCAGUAUUUGCACAAAAAAUAUUUGAAUCUCACUUUUGACAGCUACUUUUGAAAGUGGCCAUUGUAACAUAAGACGAAAUGCAUGGAUGUUCCAAGAUACUGUCUGGUAACAGUAUAUAACUUUGUAAAUAUUUGAUAUUUAGUCUAGCUGAAGCAGCUCAGGAAAGGCAGAUGUGACAUAUAUAGUAUCAUGCUAUAUCUCGUGUGUGUCACAUGAUCAGUUGACCAACUGACAAAUCACCAAGGAACACAAAUAUAGCAUGCGAUCUUGAAUCAUGAGACUGUGUCUCUAUGUCGGUGGACAUGUCUUGCAUCGUGAGACUGUGUCUCUAUGUCGGUGGACAUGUCUUGAAUCAUGAGACUGUGUCUCUAUGUCGGUGGACAUGUCUUGCAUCGUGAGACUGUGUCUCUAUGUCGGUGGACAUGUCUUGCAUCAUGAGACUGUGUCUCUAUGUCGGUGGACAUGUCUUGCAUCGUGAGACUGUGUCUCUAUGUCGGUGGACAUGUCUUGAAUCAUGAGACUGUGUCUCUAUGUCGGUGGACAUGUCUUGCAUCGUGAGACUGUGUCUCUAUGUCGGUGGACAUGUCUUGCAUCAUGAGACUGUGUCUCUAUGUCGGUGGACAUGUCUUGCAUCGUGAGACUGUGUCUCUAUGUCGGUGGACAUGUCUUGCAUCGUGAGACUGUGUCCCUAUGUCGGUGGACAUGUCUUGCAUCGUGAGACUGUGUCUCUAUGUCGGUGGACAUGUCUUGCAUCGUGAGACUGUGUCCCUAUGUCGGUGGACAUGUCUGGCCAGUACCUAAUUCUUCAUGCACUUGACUUGCAUUUUUCAAUUCCCGAAUGGCCGUCAUGGAUGAUCAUUACCAUUUCUGCUUGUAGACUUCUUGGUUUGACUAGUGGUUCACCUCUACGGAUGAGAUGAGAGUGGAGCUUCACAUUUGUGAGUUAGCCAUCCAUUUCUGAUUAAACUUAAAAAGCUCCUGCAUUUCCUGGUCUUCUUUCGAGGGGUUUUCAAACUGGUUCUUGGCACACAUUGGAGGGUUAUUUUUCAAUUCCUGAUUCUGUGUCGACUGCGUUGUCAGUUGGGCACUCCGAGAGGAAUGUCCUUGACAGAGUGUCUGCAAAAGACAUCUACUUUACUGGUGCAUACGUCACAGUUGAUAUUUCUGCAAUCUCUUCAUCAUUCGUAGCAGGCUCGGUGAUGCUUUGCACAGUGCCUUUCAGAGAAUAGUUUUGACUGGUUUAUGGUCGCUUUAACAGUUUUGCCAUAGAUGUACUGGUUAAACUUCUCACAUGUGAAAACAGUAGCCAAAGCUCUUUUUCAAUUAGUGCGUUAUUUCUUUCUAAUGGUGUACAAGCUCUCGAUGCAUAUACCGGAUUUCUUUCUUAAAAGGGCACUGAUCUAAAGCAAUUCCCUGGGACUGGUUGUUGCCUUUGUUAUUGUUUUUCACCGUGGGUACCCGGAUGAUACAUGCAGAAAUCUAGACUAGUUUGCGACCUGUGCUGCGUCAUUCGUAA